Molecule: messenger RNA, 828 nt
Organism: Drepanopeziza brunnea f. sp. 'multigermtubi' MB_m1
Lineage: Eukaryota; Fungi; Ascomycota; Leotiomycetes; Helotiales; Drepanopezizaceae
Source: RefSeq, a predicted model, not a curated record
AUGUGGAACACCACACCAACCACACCAACCAAACCCUCGAGGCUCGCCAGCAUCGCAAUGAUGAAGAAUACCUACAUGGAUAGCGCCGGUAUCCCUAUGAAAUUGAUCAUCGUCGUCGGUGCCGACAAGGUCGAGUUCAGCGUGAACAAGGAGCAGCUCUGCGCCCAGUCCGCGCUCUUCUAUUGCGAGGUCGCCCGCAACGAGCAGUCGGUCGUUCUCGAAAAGGAGGACCCGGUACUCUUCACGAUCUUUCUGAACUGGCUGGUGAUCGGUGAGGUCAAGACACGCCCCGAGCUGGUCGCGGUCCCUGCCCGGACGCUCAAUGAUCUCAAGGCGCAUUACCAUGCUCAGUGGAAGCAGCUCUGCCAAUGCUUCGCCCUCGGAGAAGUCCUGCAAGCCCCCAACUUCCGAAACGACGCCAUCGACCAGCUCCUCAUCAAGGCCAACGAGUGUCUCUCCAUCCAGAGCGCCUUCCCGAUCCACACCGACCAAGACCUCCACGACCUGUACCAGGCCUCCCAGCCGCACUCGUGCCUCAAGCGCCUGAUCGUCGACCUCGCCGUCCUCAACCUUGGCCUCCCAGCCUUUGACAAUCUCGACCUGGCCAAUCCCGUCUUGGCCGAGUUCUUCAAGGACGCCAUGAAGGAGUCGUGCGCGCAGAUGCGGGAGAGAUGUCUAGGGGUACAGGCCUGCGACAGAGACGUCUGGGCGGUACAGCCUUGGGAUAGAGAUGUCUGCACAUACCACGAUCACUCGCACGAGCAGGCUAAUUUCGUCUGCAAGAGGGCAGGCAUGAUCGACCGCCUGGUAGUCACCAGUCUCUACUAA